AUGAUCACACGACGAGCCCAAACCUGCUUGAGGCUAUCGAAACAAACAAUACGUACUCCUAGAUCUCGAUACAAUGGGGCAAUCCAGAAGCGAUUUGCCAGCACCGCAUCGGCGCCUGCAGCGACGCCUGCAAGCGCAACUUCAUCGGCGUCCCAACUGGCCGUAAUCACCAACGAACUGGACAAGCUCAGUCCACGAUUCAGGGUUCCUGCAGAUUCAAUACAGAUCUUGCGGUCUCCGUCAGAAUUUUAUGAGACCUUGAAGACGAAGAUCCAAAACGCCGAUAGACGAAUCUUUCUUUCAACUCUAUAUAUUGGCAAGAGCGAACAUGAGCUUAUUGACACUAUUCGUGCUGCACUCAAAGCGAAUCCGGAUUUGAAAGUGUCCUUACUGACAGACUACUUACGAGGCACACGAGAGGAGCCAGAAGCAUCAUGUGCCAGCCUGCUCGCCUCCUUGGUGCGGGACUUCGGCUCGGAUAGGGUGGAGGUAUGCCUAUAUCACACCCCAAACCUGGUUGGCACCAAGAAAGCGAUUCUACCCAAGCGCAUUAACGAAGGAUGGGGCUUGCAACACAUGAAAUUGUAUGGCAUCGAUGACGAGAUCAUCAUGUCAGGGGCCAACCUUUCCAAUGACUACUUCACCAACCGGCAAGACCGAUAUCAUGUCUUCAAGUCCAAGGAGAUUACCGAUUACUUUGGCAAACUCUACCGCACGGUCUGCGAUUUGAGUUAUCGCGUAUUACCGUCCGAACGACAACAAAGCGGAUUUGAAACCGAUUGGCCCUCAGGAAACAUCCAGCCAGCACCACUAUCUGACCCCAAAGCAUAUAUCGAAUCUGCAACGAAAGCCUUGCAACCUUUCACGCAACCACCGACUGCGAAUGCGAUGACGGACUCCGACACUUACGUCUACCCACUGGUGCAGCUAACACCGCUCCUCAAACCAGACACCUCCACGGAGCUGCCAGCAUUGACCGGCAUCCUCGCCAAGCUCGGCACCCCAGAGCUUGCAGGCUCCAAGUGGACAUUCACAGCCGGCUACUUCAACAUGACCCCCGAAGUCCGCGAACUCCUCCUCCGCUCCAACCCCGCCUCCGCAGCCGUCGUCGCAGCAUCACCCUGGGCCAACGGCUUCUACGGAAGCAAAGGCAUCAGCGGCAUGCUCCCCGCAGCAUACACCCUCCUCUCCCGCCGCUUCCUAGAUGCCGUCUCCCAACGCAACGUAAGCGACCGCAUCUCCAUCAAAGAAUGGCGCCGCGGCACCGUCAACACCCCAGGAGGCUGGACCUACCAUGCCAAAGGCAUCUGGAUCACCCUACCCGGCGACGCACACCCUAGCAUCAGCCUGGUCGGAAGCUCCAACUAUACCAAGCGCAGCUAUUCCUUGGAUCUGGAAGCCAACACGUUGAUUGUGACCCGCAACGCGGAUUUGCAGAAGAGGCUGGGCGAGGAGGAGACGUGGCUGCAGGAGUAUGCGACGCCCAUGACUCGGGACGACUAUGCCAAGACGGAACGGAGAGUGGGAUUGCAUGUGCGGAUUGCGAUGUGGAUCGUCACGCUGGUGGGCGGGGCGCUUUGA
Zasmidium cellare ATCC 36951 is the source of this 1581-nucleotide messenger RNA. RefSeq lists its product as uncharacterized. Gene Ontology annotation, molecular function: CDP-diacylglycerol-glycerol-3-phosphate 3-phosphatidyltransferase activity. The transcript has 3 exons. NCBI's taxonomy places the organism in Eukaryota, Fungi, Ascomycota, Dothideomycetes, Mycosphaerellales, Mycosphaerellaceae. Gene Ontology annotation, biological process: cardiolipin biosynthetic process. Gene Ontology annotation, cellular component: mitochondrion. The coding region runs from base 1 to 1581 and encodes 526 amino acids. The record is from RefSeq and is a predicted model, not a curated record.